Messenger RNA from Hypoxylon trugodes, 657 nucleotides. RefSeq lists its product as uncharacterized. Bases 1 to 657 code for a protein of 218 amino acids. The transcript is spliced from 2 exons. The record is from RefSeq and is a predicted model, not a curated record. NCBI's taxonomy places the organism in Eukaryota, Fungi, Ascomycota, Sordariomycetes, Xylariales, Hypoxylaceae.
AUGUCUCCCAUGGCACCUUUCGCGACAGCCAUGCUACUCCUUGCGGGUGGCAUCCAGGCUCACUUUACCGUCCAGUACCCCGAGGUUGUCGGCGUCUUUGAUGACGACAAGGAGGGUACCGCCCCUUGCGGUGGUUACAAUCCUGACAUCACCAAGGUCGCCAUCACCGAUUUCCAUGUUGAUGGUGAUUACAUCGCCACUACUCUCACCCAUCCCGAGGGUGAUUGGCUUUACCGUGUCACCACUGACCCCGGCGCAAACGGCAACUGGACCAAGAUCUUCCCCAUCUUCAAGCAGGACGGCGCCGGAAAGUACUGUGCCCCGCAAGUCACCGUCCCCCAGGAUUUCGUCGGUAAAAAGGGUUACCUUGGUAUCGUCUCCAAGGCCGUUGACGGAAAGCUCUACCAGUGUGCUGGUGUCAACUUCGUCAAGGGAAAGAUCACUGCGGCCUCGCAGAACUGCACCAACGGUACCGGUGUCACGGCUACUUACACUACUGACGAUGCUUUGACUGCCGAGCUAGGCACCCCUUCCCCCUCUUCGUCGGAGCAUGCUACUAGCGGUGGUGUCUCGAGUAAGGGUGAGACGUACCACGUCCUUGGUAGCAUGGUUGGAGCCGGCUUAAUGGUUGUUAUGGGUGCAUUCUUGGUGAUUUGA